This is a messenger RNA of Suillus subalutaceus, 708 nucleotides long. RefSeq lists its product as uncharacterized. NCBI's taxonomy places the organism in Eukaryota, Fungi, Basidiomycota, Agaricomycetes, Boletales, Suillaceae. The transcript has 5 exons. The coding region runs from base 1 to 708 and encodes 235 amino acids. The record is from RefSeq and is a predicted model, not a curated record.
AUGAGGGACGCCAACAUUUUUGCAUUUUGGAAGGCCAUGCCUCGAAUGAGCUGGUCUCCGCGUAACCUCUACAACCUCUGGAGGCGGUCCUGUGGUGCCGAGGCCGAGGCCAUUGACUUCACUCGCUCGCCUAAGACGCUGUUUCAGCAGCGUUGGAUCUCGAAAGCACUCGCACGGAGACUCGUCGUUCAUGGAUCUGUCCUGCUAAAUGGCAAAAAGCCCCAGGCGAUGUGGUCUCCGUUGACCCUGCAGCUAUUCGUUUCCCUCCAGGACCCUGAGUCUACGCUGUCCUCGUUGACACCUUUCAACCUUCCUCCAUAUGCGUCUCCCUUCGUUUUCAUUCCUGCCUAUGCAGAGGUCUCCUUCUCCACAUGCAGUGCCAUAUACGUUCGCCACCCAACGGCACGCCCAGGAUACAGUGAAAUUCCAACACCUUCGACGCCGACGGUGAAGUCAUUCGGCUUGCAUGGGAAUGGUACGCAAAGAUGCGUCCAAGGACGAGGAGUAAGAAACAAAUGGCGAGGGAACCAAAGAACAGAUCAAAAACGCAGCUCCACCCGCACCGCCCACUUUAGGAAGUUGAUGUAUAGCGGCGCUGCUAGUAGCCACGCUAGCGAGCUGGAAGCAUUUGCGAAACUAGUUACUGUUGUCAUAUGUCCGUCGUUGGUCAUAGCAUACAAAUUAGCCUACCCAUACACCCAUUUUUAA